This is a messenger RNA of [Candida] anglica, 2653 nucleotides long. The record is from the annotation of a GenBank genome assembly. Lineage: Eukaryota; Fungi; Ascomycota; Pichiomycetes; Serinales; Debaryomycetaceae.
UUCAAGAAGCAAUAGUUGAAGUAUCUUUCUAAAUAUAAUCGUUCGAAGUUUACCUUUGUUAAUAUUGAGAAUUCAUUGUAUUAGAUAAUGUCAUUCUUCGGUUUUGAUCCUUCGUUGCCUCCGCAACAACGGCCCGAAGUGGCUGAGUCCUACGACUUUCAGGAUACUUAUGAUGGAUUGGAUGAAGCUGACGCCUUCAAUGACCAAACUUUUGGUAAUGAACAACAACAACAAUCAUGGAAUGAACCUGUAGCUCAUGCUCCAUCUGCUGCUGUCAAGCCGGCUGUAAGUUAUGCCCAAGCUGCCAACACUGGAACCAAUGAUGACGAGUUUAUGCAUGAACUUUGGGGUACUGAAAAGCCACAAGUUCAACAACAAGCUCAACAACAUGCCCAGCAACAACAGCAAGCUCAACCGGAAAAGAAGGUUUUGUCAUUAGAAGAAAUUGAAGCUCAGUUGACUGCUAUUGACCAUCAGGCUCAACAACAACAUCAUCAACUUCAACCACCUCCAUUUGGAUACCCAGGUAUGAUGCCUCAUCCUCAAUUUGGUGGUUACAUGAUGCCUCCUGGUGGGUACUUGCCACCUCCGGGACAAUAUGGACAGUUUAUGGGUGCGCCAAUGCCAAUGCACCAACAAGUUCCAGUUCAACAACUUGGACAGCAACCUAUCCAACAAAUGCAAGGGCAGCAACAACAUGCUGGUAUGGGACAACUUCCUCCACAAGCUGCUGCUCAAAUCCCAGGUGGACAACUUCCACCUCAGGCUCCUGCUGCCCCGAUUGCUCCUGUCCAACAACAAGUUGCUCCUUCUACUUCUUCUCCUCAACAAGCUGUCCCACAACAAGGUUCAGUCAGAAGAGCUUCCAAGGUUGAUAUGGCACAAUUCCCUGUUUUGGGAGCCAAAGGUGAUCUUUCUCAUGUCAAUGCUCAUGCUGAAGCUCCUCAAUCUCCUCAAAGACAACAACAAUCUGACCGUGAACACGUUCAACAAGGACAAGGUUAUCAACAAAACCACUUCAACCACCACCAGCAACAACAUCAACAUCAACACCAACACCACCGUUCUCAUUCUCAUCACCAGAACUACCAAGAUUUGACUCCAGAACAACAAGCUAAGUUGGCCAAGAGACAAGAAAAGGUUGCUAGAAUCAUGAAGUACUCUGGUAUCAUGAACCCAAGAGAUAAGGAUUAUGUUACUCGUUUCCAAUUGUCCCAAAUUGUUACUGAAGAUCCAUACAAUGAAGAUUUUUAUGCUCAAGUCUUUAAAGUUAUUCACCCUAAGGCUAAUAGCACUCAUUUGCAAGAACAUGCCCAACAACAUAACUCUAUUGCUCAAGCUUACUUGGAACAAAGUGGUCAUAGAUUAGGUGGUCGUUACAACAAGGCUGAUUUGGCCUUGCAAAGAAUGCAACAACAAGUUCAAAAGGCUGUUACUGUUGCCAAGGAAAGACCUAAGUUGACCCAAUAUGCAAGAGAAGGUUCUUUAGGUAAAAUUUCAUUUGGUAAUGGUAAAAAACCAAGACAACAAUUGGAAAUUUUCAGUCAAGCUGCUCAAAGAGAAAUUGAAAAGCAAGAACAGUUGGAAAAGAGCAAGAAGGAAGACAGUGCUGUUGCUGAUGAUGACGAAGAUGACGAAGAAGUUGUUCCACCAGUUCCAGUGCCAGCUAAGAAGAGAGCUAUGUCUAUAUCUGCUGUUUCUACUGGUCCAAAGAAGUCUUACACCAAGAAGGAUGUCAUGAACAUUUUAGAAACAAUUAUCACCAAGGUGAUGAACCUUGAAAGUGCUUCUAGAGUUUCCACGGAUAUUGAAACUGCAGAACUUUGGGAAUCCUUGCAUAUCUUGGAUCAACCAUCCACUUCUGGUGUUCCUCAAGAACAAGUUAACCCAUUCAUUCAAUGUUUGAACCACAACAAGGCUUUGAAGAUCUUACCUCGUUUAUUUAAAUUCUUAUCCAGAGAACAAAUUUUAACCAUUGUCACUUUGGUUAUGUCCAAUUUAGAAAACUUGUCUGUUAUCAGCAAGGGUUCUUACACUACAUACCCUGAUAAGGUAGUUUCUCCAACUAUUUUGAAGUUGGUUGAAACUUACUCAUUAACAUUUUCCAAGGUUUUGAUGAAUGCAGUCCAAGACUUCAAGUUUAAUGAAAUCAUUGGUUUACUUGUCAUUUUGAUUGAACAUAACAAUGUUUCACUCGUAUCCACUACCAAGAUUGGGUUGUCUAUUUUGACAACUUUACUCUCUCGUGCUGAAUUGAUCAAGGGUGAAGGUGUCAUUUCUGCCACUGAUCUAUCUGAAUGGUCAUCAUGUUAUGAUGAAUUGUUUACUUCAUUGGAAUCAAGAAUUGCUUCUAUUUUCCCACCACAUCCACAAGACAUUGAUGAUGGUUCUUCUAGAGAAAACUAUGUAUGGCAAUUUUUGGCCACCUUGUCUUUGGGUGGUAAGUUGAGUCACCAAAGAAUCAUUGUUGAUGAAGUUAGAGAUGAAAUCUUUGGUGUCAUGAACCGUGCCAAGGCCAUUGAAAACUCUGAUUUGGCAAACUUGUACAAGAAGCAAAACUUGUUGAACAAUUUGAACAUGUACUUGGUUGUCAUGGGAUUGGUUGCCGAUGAAAAUGAAAUCAGAGAGCUCCAAGGUUGAGCUUCAAGAGAAC